AUGGGUGGGGAAGUUCCCUUUCGCCCCGCUCCCCCAGCUUUACCCCAGUUGGCUGAGCGUCCGGUCGGCCAACGUAUCAAGAAGAUCUACACCGAUCGCCUGAACCAGUUCACAUCGCACGGCCAAUAUGAAGGCCAAAACCUCGUUUCAAAGUAUUGGGAAGCCACAAACUCAGACGAAGACCAUGUCAAGCUCUCUGUUUACUCGGUUCCGGACCUGCAGCGACCGACCUUUGAAGAGGCGACCUCUCAUGAGUUCAAGCCCACCCACAUAGGCGCCUCUUUCGGCCCCAGUUGGUCCACACAUUGGUUCCGCAUUCACCUCACGGUUCCCGAAGACAUGGUUAACCGAGAGCAUCUGGAAUUUCACUGGGACGCCAAUAACGAAGGCUUGAUCUGGACGGAGGAUGGUCGGCCGCUGCAGGGGUUGACUGGUGGCGGAGAAAGAACCGAGUUUAUCCUGCCCAGAGAGUGGUGUGAUGGGAAACAACACACAUUCUACAUUGAGAUGGCCUGCAAUGGCAUGUUUGGCAAUGCCCCCGGUGGCGAUUCGAUUCAGCCGCCAAAGCCCGAUAAGUACUUCACGCUUAGCACGGCGCGGAUUACUGCUGUAAACCUAGCUGCCAGGGCACUUUACUAUGAUUUUUGGAUCAUCGGGGAUGCUGCACGGGAGUUCCCAGGUGACUCAUGGGAGUCGCACGAAGCCAAUGUUGUGGCCAAUUCUAUGAUCGAUGCAUUCAUUGCCGGCAAUGGAAGUAAUGAGUCUAUCCAUGAAGCGCGGAAGAUUGCUAGAAAGUAUCUCGGCGAUAAGGUGGAUUCGGCUGAGGUUUAUGACACAGAGACACAGCCGAUCGUGUAUGCCAUCGGUCACUGUCAUAUUGAUACCUGCUGGCUGUGGCCCUGGGCUGAGACUAAGCGAAAGGUAGCACGCUCGUGGUCGAAUCAGUGUGAUUUGAUGGAUCGGUAUCCUGAGCAUCGCUUUGCCUGUUCGCAAGCCCAGCAAUUCAAGUGGCUGAAGCAGUACUACCCGUCUGUUUUUGAUCGUGUGAAGCGAUGGGUGAAGAAGGGCAACUUCCAGCCCAUCGGUGGGAGUUGGGUCGAGCACGAUACCAACAUGCCAAGUGGAGAGUCGCUUGUUAGGCAAUUUUUGUAUGGACAACGAUUCUUCGAGGCAAACUUCGGAAAGCGAAGCACAACCUUUUGGUUGCCGGAUACCUUCGGCUACUCUACCCAGAUCCCUCAAAUAUGUCGCUUGGCGGGAAUGAGCCGAUUCUUUACCCAGAAGCUCAGUUGGAACAACAUCAACAAUUUCCCUCACACUACGUUCCAGUGGGUUGCGCUUGAUGGAAGCCAGGUCAUGUGCCACAUGGCCCCCUCAGAGACUUACACGGCUGAAGCCCAUUUCGGUGAUGUGAAGCGUAGUGUCACGCAACACAAGUCGCUAGACACGGACAAGUCAUCACUCCUUGUAUUUGGAAAAGGUGAUGGAGGCGGUGGCCCGACCUUUGAGCACCUUGAGAAACUACGUCGCUGCCGUGGUCUGAGUGAUAAAGUCGGCACCCUUCCUCGCGUGCAAAUGGGUGAAUCUGUAGAUGACUUCUUUGCCAGGUUGGAGGCAAAGGUCGCUUCCGGUACUGAGUUUGCCACAUGGUACGGCGAGCUUUACUUUGAGUUGCACCGAGGCACGUACACUACCCAGGCGAACAACAAGCGUAACAACCGCAAAUCAGAGUUCCUGCUGCGCGAAAUCGAGCUUCUAGCAACCAUUGCGACUAUCAAUGCUUCCGAUGAUUCAUACCAAUAUCCCAAAGAGGAAAUUGACAAGAUGUGGGAGGGCACUCUCCUUUGCCAGUUCCAUGACUGUCUACCAGGUAGCUCUAUCGAGAUGUGCUACGAUGACUCGGACAAGCUGUAUGCCGAGAUCUUUGAGACAGGUGCCAAGCUGCGGAAGGAUGCGCUCAGUGCCUUGGGGCUCACAGGUAAUGCCACGAGUGGAGACCUGAUCGCUCUGAAUACUAUGCCGUGGCCACGAUCGGAAGUUGUCUCAGUUCGCCCGGGACUAUUCGCAAGUGCUGGAGCUAGAUACGUUGAGGCUCACGGGGCAACCGGGGUAAUGGAAUGCAAACGUCUUGAUUUCACAGUUGCCAAUGCAGCUACGGUGGCGCAAAUCAAGUCAGACAUCUUCCGCCUGGAGAAUGGCAAACUGAGAGUUGAUGUUCAGAAUGGUGUAAUCACGUCCUUGUAUGACGUGAAAGCCGACAGGGAGAUUGUCGCGAAGGACCGCAAGGCCGGCCAACUGGUCAUCUUCGACGAUAAGCCUCUUUACUGGCAAGCAUGGGACGUCGAGGUGUUUCAUCUCGAAUCACGAAAGGAGCUGCCCGCUGGAAAGACGAUCAUUGUGGAAGAUGACCCACACCGGGUGAGCGUCAUGACUGAGACAAAAAUCAGCGACAAGAGUUGGAUUAAAACUACAAUCAGCCUAUCUGCAUCGACAUCGGAUGAAUCUUCGUAUGUGGAGAUGGAAAGUGAGGUAGAAUGGCGAGAGACCAUGAAGUUCCUCAAGGUCGAGUUCCCGGUUGAUAUUGUCAACACCGAGGCAUCCUACGAGACCCAGUAUGGCAUAGUCAGGCGCCCAACUCAUUAUAACACAAGCUGGGACAUGGCCAAGUUCGAAGUCUGCUGCCACAAAUGGGCCGAUCUCUCGGAGAACGGGUAUGGAGUUUCCAUCCUCAACGAUUCCAAAUACGGCUUCGCAACAUGCGGUAACCUUAUGCGUCUUUCGCUACUUCGUGCCCCCAAAGCACCAGACGCCCAUGCCGACAUGGGUCGCCACCGCAUCCGCUACGCAAUCCUCCCUCACGCGGGUCCCCUCGAUGCUCGGACUAUCCGGGCGGGCUUCAAUUUCAACAAUCCACUCAUUGUCGAGGAAGCUGGACCCAAGGCAUCGGCUGCCAAUGCUAUGUUCAAAUGCUUGUCUAUCAAGGGUGCGCCCUCGUUGAUUCUGGAUGUUGUUAAGCGCGGCGAGGAUGAUGAUGAUGUUUCGUGGGAUGGGAGCCCUACUCGUCCUGGAAAGAGUAUUAUCUUGCGUGUCUAUGAGUCGCUUGGUGGUAAGGCGAGGGGAACUAUUGAGUCUACCCUGCCUGUCAAGAGGGUGUUCAAGUGCAAUAUCCUGGAGGAUGACGAACAUCCUGCGCUGGAUAUUGUUAGGAAGGAUGGUGGUUCGGCGAUCGGGAUUGAGUUGAGGGCGUUCGAGGUCGCUACUUUCCGACUGCAGCUGUGA
Molecule: messenger RNA, 3279 nt
Organism: Penicillium bovifimosum
Lineage: Eukaryota; Fungi; Ascomycota; Eurotiomycetes; Eurotiales; Aspergillaceae
Gene: ams1
Product: alpha-mannosidase
Exons: 2
Coding region: 1-3279 (1092 amino acids)
Biological process (GO): oligosaccharide catabolic process; mannose metabolic process
Cellular component (GO): fungal-type vacuole membrane
Molecular function (GO): carbohydrate binding; alpha-mannosidase activity
Source: RefSeq, a predicted model, not a curated record